UGAAAACCCAUUUUGGGCCUUGUGUUCUGACUGAGGUGAGGGCUGAUUUUACAUCCGCACAGUAGUCUGGUUAAAGGGUCUUUAUCUCCCUUCCUUCUUCGACAAGCCAUUACCCAUGUCACCCGUUGAAUUGCUGGAAGAGGACUGGUGUUCCCUAGCUUCUUCUUGUUCCUCGACUUCCUCCCGCCGGUGAAUCUGCUCCUAUUUUUAGUCGAUUUUUUCUGGCAAAAAGAAUAAACAUCUCCUAUUUUUAGUUAUAUGUUAAACCUUGCUUGUCUGUAACAUAGAGUAAACGAGAGAGCAUGGGAGAGGAGGGGAACACAUGGAGCCCAGAUCAUGAAGAUAUUUUCGUGCGGCUACUUGUCCAAGCAGUGGACCGUGGAGGCAUUUCUCAUGGCUCUGUAGGCAGCAAGACUUGGCCUGAAAUUUACAACGUAAUGCUAGGGCUGACAGACCUGGAGUGGACUUUGGACCAACUGCAAUCCAAAUACAAUAAGCUAAGAACUGACCAUAAAGAGUUCUCAGAACUCUUGACAGAUAAAACUGGUUUUGGGUGGGAUCCCAUUUCCAAUACUGUCGUUGGCAUGGAAGCACAGUGGCAAAGUUACUUGAGGGUGAAUAAAAAGGCAUGUCGCUUUCGCAAGGAAGGUUGCCGCAACUACGAGCAAUUAGGGAUUGUUUUCAACCGUUCCAAAGUGACGGAUGUUCUCCGGGAGGAAGAAGUGCUCACACACCAUAUACGAAGCGGUGAGCGGAAGAGUAAAGGUAAAGGUAAGCAAUGUGUGACAGACGUAUCAAUGGGGGUCAGUAAUAGAUCUUUGAGGAGCUCUAAAAGUAUGGUUGAUGCGGAACGUUACAUCAUGUUCAAAGAGAUUACAGAAAUGGCGAAGGCGAGAACAGAGCAGCUAAUUAUCAAGACCAACCAGCUUAAGGCUUCGUCGGGUGUCAAAAGCGCCGGCAUAUCAGACCAUCCAAUGGCUCGCUGCGUUGAUUUGCUCAACGAGCUGGCGCCGGAGUUUCCUGAUGAGGUAUAUUGUAAGGCAAUGAAGGAGUUGAUGAGUGAGCAACUCCAGUGGGCUUUCAUUAGGAUGACUCCCCAUUGUAGAAGGCUCUGGUUAUCAACGUUGUUGCCCUAGGACUCCUGUUUCUGCUACUUUGGUUGUCCUGAAUCCUGAUGUUGCUGCUGACUGCUGUAUGCUUGAUGUUGUGGUUUUUAUCCAAUUGUGUUGUGGGUUAUUUGAUUUUGUAUUAUGUUGAACUUAUUUGCUCUUCUGUAUGAGCAAGCAAUGGCUGUAAAUAUGUCCUUAACUCUUUGCUAUAUGUGUGAUCUUUAUGUAAUAGUUGAAUUUGUGAUCUUUAUGCUCUAAACUUUUAAGUGUCA
Alnus glutinosa is the source of this 1381-nucleotide messenger RNA. RefSeq names its product L10-interacting MYB domain-containing protein-like. The record is from RefSeq and is a predicted model, not a curated record. Bases 303 to 1136 code for a protein of 277 amino acids. The transcript is spliced from 2 exons. Lineage: Eukaryota; Viridiplantae; Streptophyta; Magnoliopsida; Fagales; Betulaceae.